This is a messenger RNA of Daphnia carinata, 4424 nucleotides long. RefSeq names its product potassium/sodium hyperpolarization-activated cyclic nucleotide-gated channel 3-like (gene Ih). Gene Ontology annotation, biological process: transmembrane transport; potassium ion transport. Gene Ontology annotation, cellular component: membrane. Gene Ontology annotation, molecular function: voltage-gated potassium channel activity. Lineage: Eukaryota; Metazoa; Arthropoda; Branchiopoda; Diplostraca; Daphniidae. The record is from RefSeq and is a predicted model, not a curated record. The coding region runs from base 250 to 3453 and encodes 1067 amino acids. The transcript is spliced from 11 exons.
GUCACGGCCACAGUCGACGCCAGGUGUCUGUGCCUGUCGUGAGUUGUCUUCGAAUUUCCACGAUGACGUAAAUAAAACCUCGCGAUUCGUCCCGCUAUCUCUGCAAAACAAGGCCGUGUGACGUCCACGUUGAAACGUUUUUUUUCAUCGAGACAAAGGAGGAACUGCUUUGCAAAAUUUGAACAUUCUUGGCUGGCCGCUUCCACUCUCUUCUUCCAGAAGGAACCACGACAAAGAGCAAAUUGAAAAAUGGCUGAAAAUGUGGAACCAGGAAAGUCUAUUGGCCUCGCGGGCAUGGCGGCCAACACGUUGAAUCCGAUCAAUCACAGCAGCGCUGCCCGUCCGUCUCAUUUGCCAUCGGUGGCGGAAGGAUCGCCACGAGUGACAUCGCCAGGUGUGAAAGCAUCGUCGACUGCAUUGCCCGUCUCGGCGUCUUGCACUUCCACGUCGGGCCCCUCCUCCUCUUCGCUGCCGACGUCUAGCGGAGCUGGUGUUAGCGUCGCACCUAGCGGCGGGAUUGGAACUAACUCCUCCUCCUUCUCCUCUGCCACGGCGAAUUCAUCGAGUGCGGGCUCGAAUCAGCCGCAGCUUUCAGUUGCCGUGUCGACUUCUAAAGGCGUAGGCGCUGCUUCUUUUGCUGAAACGAGCCGACCAUCCGCCGGAUCGCCAUCGGUCGUGUCCACUCAUGCGAUUGCGGCCCCGCUCAGACAGCACCACCAGUCGCAUCCGACCUCUUCUCCGCCGUCCUAUUCUUGGGUGCAGAGUCAUCAGCCGCCGCGUCCGUCUGUCAGCGCUGCCGGAUUGUCUUAUCCGCUGGACGAGCCGGAUCAGUCGAUCGAAGGCGCCGGUUACAACUGGUCGGCCAGAAAUCAAGCGACCUGGAGCGGUCCAGUCCCUCUCUUAGUGCGUCGUGUCAGCACCAGCGGAGGCAACGGCGCCGGAUGCGCACGUUACGGCAGCCUCAACCGGCGCAGUCACAACCGCAGCAGCCAAUUGCACCAACAGCAGCCGUCGAGUAGUUUGCGCUUGGUCAACGGCGGACUGGCAGGCGGCGCCGCCAACAACGGCUACCCGUCGUCGGAAGAGGAGCUGAGGAGUCCGCGUCAUCGACGUCUCUACCAACAGCAGCAGCCGCUGCUCGGCAACGGCCUCAACGGCCGCAGCGAUGAUUUGGCCAACGCCUAUUACGCCGGAUCGGGUAGUUGCGGAGGCGUAUCGGGUGGCUAUUCUUACGGAGGCGGUGGAGGCGGCGGCGGCGGCGGCAUCGGAACGUGCUGCUCCGAUUCGCUAGUGACGGCGCUCGAGGACGAAGCGUCUACGUCGUCGUUCGUGCCGGAUUACCUGGUGGCUGGCGCCGACGACAUGAAUUUUAUCAACAAUAAAGAGAUGAGUGCCAGUGGCGGUGUGGCCGGAUGCGGGAGCACGGCCGGCAGCUUCGUGGCCGGUGGCGGACGAGUCCACUUUAGCAACAGUGCGGCCGGAGGAGACGACGUCAGCCUUUAUGGGACGCCGAAGGAGGAAGCCGGACCGGGUCCGGGCCCGGCCAACAUGGGCGGCGAGCCGAAACCAUCCUUCAUCCGCAACCAGCUUCAAGCCCUCUUCCAGCCGACGGACAACAAGCUGGCCAUGAAACUCUUUGGCAGUAAAAAGGCCCUCAUGAAGGAGCGCAUUCGACAAAAGGCCGCAGGACACUGGAUUAUCCACCCGUGCUCCAAUUUCCGAUUUUAUUGGGACUUGUGCAUGUUAUUCCUGCUGGUGGCCAACUUGAUCAUCCUGCCCGUGGCCAUCUCGUUUUUCAACGAUGACCUGAGCACUCGCUGGAUUGCCUUCAACUGCCUUAGCGACACCAUCUUCAUGAUCGACAUCGUCGUCAAUUUUCGAACAGGUAUUAUGCAACAAGAUAACUCUGAGCAGGUCAUCUUGGACCCGAAGCUGAUAGCUAGGCACUAUCUGCGCACAUGGUUCUUCCUCGACUUGAUCAGCUCCAUCCCACUUGAUUACAUCUUCCUCAUCUUCAAUCAGGACUUUAGCGAAAGCUUUCAAAUCCUGCAAGCCGGCCGAGCGUUGAGGAUCCUGCGCUUGGCCAAACUGCUGUCUCUUGUCCGGCUUCUCCGACUGUCGCGUCUCGUCCGCUACGUCAACCAGUGGGAAGAAGUUUACUUCCUCAACAUGGCCAGCGUUUUCAUGAGGAUCUUCAACCUGAUCUGUAUGAUGCUGCUGAUCGGACACUGGUCGGGCUGCCUCCAGUUCCUGGUGCCAAUGUUGCAGGGAUUUCCGCCCAACUCGUGGGUCGCCAUCAACGAAUUACAGGAAUCUUUCUGGCUGGAACAGUACUCUUGGGCGCUAUUCAAAGCCAUGUCUCACAUGCUGUGCAUCGGUUACGGACGAUUCCCCCCUCAGUCAUUGACGGAUAUGUGGCUGACGAUGCUAUCGAUGAUCAGCGGCGCCACCUGCUACGCUCUCUUCCUUGGACACGCCACCAAUCUCAUCCAGAGCCUCGACUCUUCUCGUCGACAGUAUCGCGAAAAGCUGAAGCAGGUGGAGGAGUACAUGGCGUACCGGCGGUUGCCACGCGACAUGCGCCAGAGGAUCACCGAAUACUUCGAACACCGCUACCAAGGCAAAUUCUUCGACGAAGACGCCAUCUUGGGAGAGUUGUCGGAGAAGUUACGCGAGGAUGUCAUCAAUUUCAACUGCCGAUCUUUGGUGGCUUCAGUACCGUUUUUUGCCAAUGCCGAUCCAGCCUUCGUCUCCGAUGUAGUCACCAAACUCAUUUACGAGGUCUUCCAACCGGGUGAUAUUAUCAUCAAAGAGGGCACCAUUGGAACGAAGAUGUACUUCAUCCAGGAGGGCAUCGUCGACAUCGUCAUGGGCAACGGUGAAGUGGCCACAUCUUUAAGUGACGGCUCAUACUUUGGCGAGAUUUGUCUCCUGACUAACGCUCGACGAGUGGCCAGCGUCCGGGCAGAAACUUACUGUAACCUAUUCUCCCUCUCGGUGGAACAUUUUAACGCCGUCCUCGACCAGUAUCCACUCAUGAGAAGAACGCUAGAGAGCGUUGCUGCCGAAAGGUUAAAUAAAAUAGGAAAGAAUCCAACCAUGGUAUCAAACCGUGAAGACUUGCAGAGUGACUGUAAAACAGUCAACGCCAUCGUCAGUGGUAUGACGACAGGUGGCCAUUCUGGGCCGGGCAGUACGGAAGAAUUCGGUGGUCACCAUUUGGGUCAUCGACGGCGUUCUUCCACGGGUAGAAUUCACAACUAUUUGUACCAACAUUCGCCCGCAAUGUCGCCACCGUACAGCCUUCCGCGCCCUCGCUCCGAGAACAACUUCGCCCUGGCCGCAGCAGCAGCUUCCAUGGCCGCUGCAGCGUUCGGUGUGCCGUCCGGCAGCGUCCACGACGAUCGCACAUUCGACCUCAAAUCCGAAGACAAGAUCAGGCCCAAUCACUGACUCUUGUUCACUCGUUUAAACGUCGCGAUUGUUUCUUUGUUUUCCUCCUCAAAAAGUUCGUCGUUGGUACGUUAUCGAAUUGUUUGGCCAUUGAAUAACGUGACGGAUGGGGGGGAAACUAACCCACAAUAUUCUAAUGUAGCAAUAAUUCGUGUGUCGGUAGCGAUAUGUAGAAACCAAAAGUUUUGUUUGGAUACGAAAUCAAGCAAGUAGCUGGAGCAGUUUAUGCUUUGGCACCACACUGCACAGUCACCAAAACUCGCAAGAUGGCUACACAUGACAGAAGCUAUGUCUCCAAGUGUAUCUGAUUAUCCUUCCCUUGUCUUUCCACUCAACAGAAACAUUGUGUUAUGGGUUCCUGACUUUUUGAAACCAUCACUUUUAAUCUUCGCGACUUGGCUUCUCGAAUUUCAAAAGUGUUGGAGAUUCAACACUGCAAGUAAGUCGAUUUUUCAGCAGACCUCAAUUGAAAACCACAACAUGUUUUAAAAUUUUCGGUGCAUCUCUCUAGUCUCGCGGGUACCUAAUCUAGUCGUUUACUUGAUUUGAUAGAAUUUCUGUUUAAAACAAAAACAAAAUGGAUUUAAAGUGUAGGUCUAGUCGUCACAGCUACAAGGGACAAUGUUCUGACGCCGUAUGUAUCGGCCAGUGUUGCUCGAGUACCUCUAGUCGAGAAAGUAAGGUCGCAGAGAGUUAUUGUGUAAACUUGAAUUUGUUACGUUACGUUUUUUUUUCUUCUUUUAUUAUGACAGUUUUUCCUCAAAAUCACUAUUGCUUGUUUCCGUUCAUGAAAAAUGCAGCCGUUUUCGAAAAUUAUGUUGUUUUGUUGAGAGUGAAAGUUCCUGUUUAAUCGAGAGUAUACUAGUUGAGGGCCAUGCAUUAUAGUAGCCAGAUGAUUUACACACUAAAGCACAUUCAACAUUUGUAGGCUAUGCGAGCGGUAAAAAUAAAUCCACGUUUUUCGCCGGUGA